Messenger RNA from Mus caroli (Ryukyu mouse), 2012 nucleotides. RefSeq names its product general transcription factor IIE subunit 2 (gene Gtf2e2). Lineage: Eukaryota; Metazoa; Chordata; Mammalia; Rodentia; Muridae. Gene Ontology annotation, cellular component: transcription factor TFIIE complex. Gene Ontology annotation, biological process: transcription initiation at RNA polymerase II promoter. The record is from RefSeq and is a predicted model, not a curated record. Gene Ontology annotation, molecular function: TFIIH-class transcription factor complex binding.
AAGGAGGACGAGUCCCGCGGAGGACUCGGCUGCCCCGAAGCGGGACGCGGCUUCCGAGGGGACGCGCGCGUGGACGCCACGCCGCCGAGCCGUUCUCCAAAGCCGAGCCCCCGAGAGGAGGGGCUCGCCCCAGCCAGCAUUGUCUUUUAGGCCGGACGCCCAUACAGCAAACUUUCGGGUUGGAAAGCGGGAAGGAUUCCGGGUGGGCGAGCGGAUGGUGCCGUCCGCUUCUUGGCCACAACCACAGCAGCCGAGCUCAGCCCUGUGUGGAGUUGGGGGGACCACCAUGGCGUCCCCUCCCGACUGGCUUUUCUAAUGCUGCUUUAAACUUUUUGAGGUUGUGAGUUUUCGGAGGAGUCGAGAGGCAUUUUUCCCGAUCGAACUCUGCGCUCCGUUUUCCUGAUGUGCUCCGGUACUCGGGGGCGAGCCGUGAAGCAAGAGACAGAGUAGACAGACAGACUGCUGGAAGAUUGCAGAUUCUGGGGUAGGAAAGAACUGGACAGUGGAGCCUGAAGAUUUGAAAUCAUUAUGGAUCCAAGCCUACUGAGAGAUCGAGAGCUGUUCAAAAAACGAGCUCUUUCCACUCCUGUGGUAGAAAAACGUGCUGUGCCUUCUGAGUCACCGUCCUCCUCCUCAUCCAAGAAGAAGAAGGCAAAAGUCGAACAUGGAGGAUCCUCAGGCUCUAAACAAAAUUCAGAUCAUAACAAUGGAUCAUUUAACUUGAAAGCUCUGUCUGGAAGCUCUGGGUAUAAGUUCGGUGUUCUGGCUAAGAUUGUGAACUAUAUGAAAACACGACAUCAGCGGGGAGAUACUCAUCCUCUAACNUUGGAAGAGAUUCUGGAUGAGACACAGCACUUAGACAUUGGACUCAAGCAGAAACAGUGGCUGAUGACGGAGGCUUUAGUCAACAAUCCCAAAAUUGAAGUAGUGGAUGGGAAAUAUGCCUUCAAACCUAAGUACAACUUGAAAGAUAAGAAGGCCCUGCUUAGGCUUUUAGACAACCAUGACCAGCGGGGACUAGGAGGAAUUCUCUUAGAAGACAUAGAAGAGGGACUGCCUAAUUCCCAGAAAGCUGUCAAGGCUUUAGGGGACCAGAUACUAUUUGUAAGUCGUCCUGAUAAGAAGAAAAUACUUUUCUUCAAUGAUAAAAGCUGUCAGUUUUCUGUGGAUGAAGAAUUCCAGAAACUGUGGAGGAGUGUCACUGUGGAUUCAAUGGAUGAGGAGAAAAUUGAAGAGUAUCUGAAGCGACAGGGUAUUUCUUCCAUGCAGGAAUCUGGACCAAAGAAAGUGGCCUCCAUUCAGAGAAGGAAAAAGCCUGCUUCACAGAAAAAGCGACGGUUUAAGACUCACAAUGAACACUUGGCUGGAGUGCUGAAGGAUUACUCGGACAUUACCCCUGGCAAAUAGGGAACACUUUUAUUCCUAAACACAGUUACAGACACNCANUCGAGAUCUUUCUUGAUGCUUGNGAUCUCAAGACUUUCUGCCUUCCUGUCUNCUCCUCAGGACUGAGGAGAGGAGCUGUUCAGUUUACAGAACAGGAGCGGAUUACCAGACUCAUUCUUUUCAUCCAGCAAGCUAGUGGGAAGGAAUGGGUGCUCCUGUUUAACUUUCUGGGGUUGUUUGUUUUAUUUUAUUAGAAAGACACUUACAUGACACUCAGGUGUCUGCUAUUUAUCUUGAUUUCUAAAUGCUUCUGGAUUCCAUGUUUUCUCUAUUCUUCUAGAAGAAGUUGGAGGAUAGUGCUGAAUGCAGUUUUGUUUAUUCCACGAAAAAUAUUUAUAAUAAAAUCAUUUGUAGGAAGAUCUUUAAGAAGUUAGGAAAUUCAGUUUGUCUCUUACUUCUUGAAAAUGGCAGGGAGCAGCUGCAGUCUCUUGACUUGCCCGGGUGGAUGUUUAGGAUAUGACAGAGAUUAGAGUCAGUACUGUUGACGUAAGGAUUUCAUCUUUGGAACACAGGGUAUGUAUGCCUCUGGUUAAUAAGCUAAGCAAUAAAAUUACACUAAAUGUAAA